Salvia hispanica is the source of this 640-nucleotide messenger RNA. RefSeq names its product agamous-like MADS-box protein AGL29. Lineage: Eukaryota; Viridiplantae; Streptophyta; Magnoliopsida; Lamiales; Lamiaceae. Gene Ontology annotation, biological process: regulation of transcription by RNA polymerase II. Gene Ontology annotation, molecular function: protein dimerization activity; DNA-binding transcription factor activity, RNA polymerase II-specific; RNA polymerase II cis-regulatory region sequence-specific DNA binding. The record is from RefSeq and is a predicted model, not a curated record.
UGCUUCUCGAAGCGGCGGUCUGGCCUCUUCAAGAAGGCCAGCGAGCUGAGCACGCUGUGCGGCGCGGACGUCGGCGUCCUCGUGUUCUCCCCGACGGACAACCCCUUCUCCUUCUUCUCCCCGAGCAUGGACGCCGUCCUCGACCGGUUCCACAGCCCGGGGCAGCAGCCCCUCCGCCACUCGGCCUACGCCAUCGACGCCCACGCGCGGGAAUGCAUACGCGUGCUCAACAAGCGGCUCGACGGGCUGAGCCAGCAGAAGAUCGAGCGCCAGCGGCGGGUGGAGGAGGCGGAGCGGGAGAGGGAGAAGGCGUGGUGGGAGGAGACGGGUGUGGAGGGACUGGAUAAGGAGAGGGUGAGGGAGUGGAUGGCGUGGUUUGGGGAUUUCAAAGCUAGGGUUGAAGGGAAGGUGGCGGAGAUGAGUUCUAAUUCGGUUUGUGGCGGCGCCGAUCAAUUGAUGGAUCCGUUUUAUACUACUAGUAAUUUUUCGGAUCACUCUGGUGGCGGAGAUGAGUAAUUUUUCCAUCUCCGAAUUUGUGUUUUCCUUCCAAUAAUUAUUUUAUCACUUCCUUUAAUGUUGGAUUAUGCAUUAUGCAUUAUGUUACAUAAACAUCCUACUCCCCUAGUUCUAGAAUUUCAUA